GCACUCCCUCACUACGUAGCACUGGAGCGGAUCUGGGCCGACAGCGAAGUUGGAUCCUGGACAUACACGUAUCCACCCCGGUCUGUUUGUAAAUGGAGUGACUGUGACUCCGUUAAAGUGAACGUGGAGUCGAUUCACGGAUGAAAGCUGUGCUACAUUAGAUGCUCCAACUUUUGUUUGUGUGUGUGUGUUUAUCUAAACAGAUCACAGAAGCAGUGAGGGGGAUCGGAAUUUACCGGUGACAAAAUCUGAGAGGGAAAAAAGGGAAAAGAAGUUCCACUCGAUACAGCAACACUUUUUUCUUUUCUUUUUUUUUAAUUUUUUGUUUGACACUGAAAACAGUUUUUGCUUUUUGUCGCAACAAAGUAACGUACGAUUUAACGCCUGGCGUCGAUGAAGAGGAUCUCCUUUAAAGGGACAAUUCCAACUUUUCCCCCCCUUUGGGUUCACGCUUCAACUUUGAAAAAGAGUUGCAGCCAUGGCGAAAAAGUAUGAUUUCCUUUUCAAACUGCUGCUGAUCGGGGACAGCGGAGUGGGGAAGACAUGUCUCAUCAUCCGAUUUGCUGAGGACAAUUUCAACUCCACUUAUAUUUCAACCAUCGGCAUUGACUUUAAAGUAAAAACCAUUGAAGUGGAUGGAAAGAAAGUGAAACUCCAAGUCUGGGACACAGCAGGGCAGGAGAGGUUCAAGACCAUUACAACGGCCUACUAUAGAGGAGCCAUGGGCAUCAUCCUGGUCUACGACAUCACAGACGAGAAGUCCUACGAAAACAUUCAGAACUGGAUGAAGAGCAUCAGAGAAAAUGCAUCAGCCGGGGUCAGUCGGAUGUUGCUAGGUAAUAAGUGCGACAUCGAGGCAAAGCGGAAGGUUUCCAAGGAGACAGGAGAAAAGCUGGCUAAAGAUCACGGCAUCAUGUUCUUUGAGACAAGUGCAAAGUCCAGCAUUAAUGUUGAGGAGUCUUUCCUGUCUUUGGCUCGUGACAUACUACAGAAAAACAGCAAGAAAUCAGGACCCACGGGCCGAGAAGUGAAAAUCACCAGCAGUACAGAGAAGAAGUCUUCCAAGUGUGCUCUCCUCUAGAUGUGACACUGGUGCAUACACAGAGCAAAGUGCAACACCGAUUUAAGAGAACAUCAGCAUUGCAGGAGGAACACAUUACAACAUGGUUUCUGUCUCCAUCUGGUGGGCUCAGUGUCAAAUACAUGCAUCUGCAAAAAAAACAAAAAAAAAAAAAAACAAGUGUUAUAUCUUAAGUGUUGACACUUUUGUUUCCCAAGAAAAUAUAAUUUAUGGGUUAUUCUUGUGGGAUAGUGUAUUUCACAAUGAAUAUGUUUUCUGCAACAUCUACUGUGUUCGCAUUAAUGUUACAAGAGCUGGUCAGGUGGAGUUUUGCAUGACUCAAUGCAGAGUCCUGAUAGAAAUCCACAGUAUAGUUUGUAUUACUCCGGCUUAUCACCACAGUAUAAACCCUGCAGCAGCACUGUCUAGCGUUUUUUAUAGAACCUUUGUAGAAAAUCACACCUCCGCUUAUAGUAGAGCCGUUCCAGGCAUUUCUAAUGUGUGAGCAUUUGCAGUAUAAUAGUAUAAUAGAGGAAGAGGUUGUCAUACAAAAAACAUUUCAGAUUAAUUAUGCUCCCGGUUGAAGUCCUUGACCCAACAUGUCAGUUCAGUUCUUUCUAAUUUCAAGAGGCUUUGUACAGCGCAGUGAUUCAGUAGAUGGGGAAUUCAUUGGAAAUUCUGAAGUGAUUGAAUUACGAGUCAUUACGUGUUUUGGUGAGGAACGCACUCUCAUUUCUUUGUCAGUUCAUUUAAUCAUUUCAAACUAAUUAGCAUCCUUUUUCCUGCAGUGACACAUAACAAACAGGGGUUUCUGUGCAACGUCACAGAGAGGUCAUAUGUCAAUAGACAUAACUUUCUCCAUUAAAUGUAUCCCUGUGAAAACCGAUCAUACUGUAUAUGUUUUAAUAGUGUGCGUCAUCAAAAUGCAUUCCACAGAAUAUACAUUAGAUACCGUGAUGUAUAUUACCACCAUGACAUAAACAUUCCCUUUGUGCCGAAUAUGAGAAAAUGGAAACCUGCUCUUUGUGUUAAUGACUUGCUGUUUGCUCAAACCGAAACAAACAGGCGUUUCCUUUUAAUAGAUGGAUGAUUGACAAUGUGGACGAUGGUCAGUGAGAUAAGUGCAAUAGGAGAGGGUGAGUGGAGAGAUAAAAGAAUGAUGGACAAAGCAAGUGAAUGGACAGGAUGUGGGGGCCUGGGAGGCGGCACUGCUCCCAUGUCCCUCAUUUUGAAUUGAUUUAGUGGCUCUUGCCUUUUAUCUGAAGUGCCUGUUAUAUCUCUUACUAAACACCACCGCACAACAUCUGACUUGACAGUGUCCCUGUGUUCAGGCAUUGUUGUUUUAUGUUUUUCAGGGCACUGGCGACGACUGUGAUUACUUGUGCUCCUCUAAUCCUGACAGUUUCUGCUCCGACACGCUGUUACUCUCACAUUCUGUGUCUUUUUAACUCUGCCAUUAGACUUUGUAUGGAGACUGCAGACGUGCUGCUUGCUGAAUUAAAAUGCAAAAUUGUAGACCA
This is a messenger RNA of Solea solea (common sole), 2580 nucleotides long. It is a transcript of the gene rab13, whose product is annotated as RAB13, member RAS oncogene family. Lineage: Eukaryota; Metazoa; Chordata; Actinopteri; Pleuronectiformes; Soleidae. Gene Ontology annotation, cellular component: endosome; plasma membrane; synaptic vesicle. Gene Ontology annotation, molecular function: GTP binding; GTPase activity. Bases 479 to 1081 code for a protein of 200 amino acids. The record is from RefSeq and is a predicted model, not a curated record. The transcript has 8 exons. Gene Ontology annotation, biological process: regulation of exocytosis; protein secretion; cellular response to insulin stimulus.